AUGGUAUCAGAUAAGUAGGAGCAAAUUCCAAGCCCAGAAGUGCAAAAGCAACAAGAAGAAGCCAAGCAAGCCAAAGAAGAACAAAGACAAGUCAUGAUUACUCGAAUCUGUGACGCUCAAGCUAGAGAAAGGCUCAGUAGAGUUGCUCUAGUAAAACCACAAAAAGCUAGGGAAAUUGAAGAUAUGCUAAUUCAGAUGGCAAUGAAAGGACAACUUGCAGGACAAGUUAAAGAGCAAGACAUCAUUCAAUUAUUAGAAAAAACCACAGAGCAAGCCAAGACUUCAGUCAAAAUUGUGAGAAGAAAAGGAUCAUUUGAUUCAGACGAAGAAGAAGAUCUUAAUGAUCUCUAA
Molecule: messenger RNA, 351 nt
Organism: Blepharisma stoltei
Lineage: Eukaryota; Ciliophora; Heterotrichea; Heterotrichida; Blepharismidae
Source: the annotation of a GenBank genome assembly